Molecule: messenger RNA, 1460 nt
Organism: Equus quagga
Lineage: Eukaryota; Metazoa; Chordata; Mammalia; Perissodactyla; Equidae
Gene: WNT8A
Product: Wnt family member 8A
Exons: 6
Coding region: 1-1059 (352 amino acids)
Biological process (GO): neuron differentiation; multicellular organism development; cell fate commitment
Cellular component (GO): extracellular region
Molecular function (GO): cytokine activity; frizzled binding
Source: RefSeq, a predicted model, not a curated record
AUGGGGGACCUGUUUAUGCUAAGGGUGGCUGUGGGCAUAUGCUAUGCUACCUUCAGUGCCUCUGCCUGGUCAGUGAACAAUUUCCUGAUAACAGGUCCCAAGGCCUAUCUGACCUACACUACCAGUGUGGCCCUGGGUGCCCAGAGCGGCAUCGAGGAAUGCAAGUUCCAAUUUGCUUGGGAACGCUGGAACUGCCCCGAAAAUGCUCUCCAGCUGUCCACUCACAACAGGCUGAGAAGUGCCACCAGGGAGACUUCCUUCAUUCAUGCUAUCAGCUCUGCUGGAGUCAUGUACACCAUCACCAAGAACUGUAGCAUGGGUGACUUUGAAAACUGUGGCUGUGAUGAGUCAAAAAAUGGAAAAACAGGAGGCCAUGGCUGGAUCUGGGGGGGCUGCAGUGACAAUGUGGAAUUUGGGGAAAGGAUCUCCAAACUCUUUGUGGACAGCCUGGAGAAGGGAAAGGAUGCCAGAGCCCUGAUGAAUCUUCACAACAACAGGGCGGGCAGGCUGGCAGUGAGAGCCACCAUGAAAAGGACCUGCAAAUGUCACGGCAUCUCGGGGAGCUGCAGCAUCCAGACAUGCUGGCUGCAGCUGGCUGACUUCCGGGAGAUGGGAGACUACCUAAAGGCCAAGUAUGACCGGGCGCUGAAAAUUGAGAUGGAUAAACGGCAGCUAAGGGCUGGGAACAGCGCCGAGGGCCACUGGGCACCCACUGAGGCCUUCCUCCCCAGUGCAGAGGCUGAACUGAUCUUUUUAGAGGAAUCGCCAGAUUACUGUACCCACAAUUCUAGCCUGGGCAUCUAUGGCACAGAGGGUCGGGAGUGUCUGCAGAAUAGCCACAACACAUCCAGGUGGGAGCAACACAGCUGUGGGCGCUUGUGCACCGAAUGUGGCCUGCAGGUGGAAGAGAGGAAGACUGAAGCUAUCAGCAGCUGUAACUGCAAAUUCCAGUGGUGCUGCACAGUGAAGUGUGACCAGUGUAGGCAUGUGGUGAACAAGUACUACUGUACACGCUCCCCAGGCAGUGCUGUGUCCUGGGGCAAGGGCAGCGCCAGAUAACACCCCACACAAACUCACUUGCUCAGUUGCAUGACAAUGGAGGGGGACACAGCUUCUCUUUCCGAGAGAGUAGAUUGGAAAAUCACAAUGUUGGUCUGUAGUCCUCUUGAUAUGUGCUAUAUACAUGGGGAAACAGAGGCCCAAGAUUCUACAGCAUAUUCUUGACAGAGCUGAAAUUGGAACCUGGGUCUCCUAACUUGGGCAGAUCCCGUUUCAUCUUUCCUACAAGUUUCAUCCUGGUCUUUGUGCCUGUACUUUUGCAGCUUGCUAAAGGGGGAGUUUGGUUUGGGGUCCACAUCCAGAAGGACCCUCAAAGUACUUGUCCCUGUAAGUUUCAGACCACGUCCAACCCAGCUGUGCUGAGAAUCAGAAGGAAUGGAAAAAAUCAAAGAGUUCUGUCC